AUGGCGAAUCGCGGAAAAACCCUCAACAAGGAGGUUUUCUGCCUCAAGGAUCUCGAGCGACUCGGAUCCAGCAAGAUGCAGAAGGCAUAUCGAGGAAAGUCCUCCAUCUGCGACACAUUGUUCCAAACUGACAGCUCAGCAGAAUAUUACAACGAGGGAGCCAUGGAUCUGAUCACACUCAAAGAAAACCAGUCAGCCUAUGACCGAUAUCUAAUUCGACCCCGUGUCCUGCGCGACAUCUCCCAGCUCGACACCACGACCACCAUCUUCGGAACCCAGGUCAAGUUCCCCUUCGGGUUCUCCCCGACUGCUAUGCAAGCGCUCGCCCACCCAGACGGUGAGGUGGGCACAUCGAAAGCUGCCGCCGCCUGUGGUAUCCUGAUGGGCCUGUCCAACUAUUCCACCAUCGCUCUGGAGAAAGUCAUUGCACAUGCCAAGGGCAACCCGUAUGUUAUGCAGAUGAGCUUGCUCAAGAAUAAAGAUGCGAUGAUUCAGAUGAUUCAGCGUGCCGAAGCUGCCGGAUUCAAAGCCCUCUUCGUCACUCUCGACGCACCAUACCUCGGUCGCAGACUCAACGAGUUCCGCAAUAACUUCGGGGUCCCCAAGGGCAUGGAGUACCCCAAUCUCUUCCCCGGCGUGGACGUGACCAACCUCGAGGAAGGCGACGAGAGCAUGGCAUACGACGACUCUAUCGAAUGGCCCGACCUCCUCCCCUUCUUCCGCAAACACACCAAAAUGCAAAUCUGGGGCAAGGGCAUCUACACCCGCGCAGACGCCGAACUCGCCAUCAAAUACGGUCUCGACGGUAUCGUCAUCUCCAACCAUGGCGGGCGCCAACUCGAUUCCGUCCCUUCCUCCCUCGACGUCCUCCGUGAAGUGGUUCCCGUCGCGAAGGGUAAGAUCGCCAUCGCUGUGGAUGGUGGCAUCCGACGCGGUACCGACAUCUUCAAGGCGUUGGCCUUGGGUGCGGAUUUUUGUCUUGCCGGACGACCAGCUGUCUGGGGGUUAGCUUAUGACGGACAGGCAGGUGUCGAACUUGCAAUCAAUCUGCUCUACGACGAAUUUAAAACAUGCAUGGCCUUGUCUGGUUGCAAAACCGUCUCUGAAAUCAGCAGUGAUCAUAUCUCACUUUUGCAGCCAGACGGUCGACUAUUGAAGCUGUGA
Molecule: messenger RNA, 1164 nt
Organism: Aspergillus thermomutatus
Lineage: Eukaryota; Fungi; Ascomycota; Eurotiomycetes; Eurotiales; Aspergillaceae
Product: alpha-hydroxy acid oxidase
Exons: 7
Coding region: 1-1164 (387 amino acids)
Molecular function (GO): oxidoreductase activity; FMN binding
Source: RefSeq, a predicted model, not a curated record